AUAUUGAUGUUGUGAUAGCUUUUCGACAACCCUAGUUCUAGCGUCAUUCGUGUAAAAAAUAUUAUACAGUACGCACGCAAGAAGACUGAAAAUCUUCGAAACAGUCGCUAAAACCAUUCCACGCAAAUAAACAAGAACUGUGCCUUGAGCAUUUAUACAUAAAACUCAACAAAACGAAAAAUCGAUUGAACUACAAUAAUGGCUGGCGGUAAAGCAGGAAAAGACUCGGGUAAAGCUAAGGCAAAAGCCGUAUCACGCUCGGCGCGCGCGGGUCUUCAGUUUCCCGUUGGACGUAUUCAUCGUCAUUUGAAGAGCCGUACGACAUCCCAUGGACGUGUUGGUGCCACUGCCGCUGUGUAUUCUGCAGCCAUUUUGGAAUACUUGACUGCUGAGGUCUUGGAGUUGGCAGGCAAUGCAUCGAAGGAUCUGAAAGUGAAGCGCAUAACGCCGCGUCAUUUGCAGUUGGCUAUUCGCGGAGAUGAGGAGUUGGACAGUCUGAUUAAAGCAACCAUUGCCGGUGGCGGCGUCAUUCCGCACAUACACAAGUCGCUUAUUGGUAAGAAGGAGGACACCGUGCAGGACCCACAGCGAAAGGGCAAUGUGAUCCUGUCGCAGGCCUAUUAAUUUCUACCUUGACCAUUUCGAAUUAAUAUCAAAACCCAUAAGAAAAAAAAUAAAUCGACGUGUUGUAACAAUUCAGUGCAAGCUCCGUAUGCAGCCUUGAAGCAUUAUUAAUAUAAUUUACAACCAACUUAAGCAAAUCUAACCCCAAUUUAAUCGUCAACAUCAACACCGACACCAACAUAAACACUCACACGCAUACAAACUGUAAACUUAAUUAAUUGUCAAGUAAAAUGCAAUGUUAAAGUGAAUACGCAUUAAACUAAAGCAAACUUAAUUUAGAGCAAAGUAAAUUACACAAAUAAAUUUAUA
Molecule: messenger RNA, 933 nt
Organism: Drosophila busckii
Lineage: Eukaryota; Metazoa; Arthropoda; Insecta; Diptera; Drosophilidae
Gene: His2Av
Product: histone H2A.v
Exons: 4
Coding region: 199-624 (141 amino acids)
Cellular component (GO): nucleosome
Molecular function (GO): protein heterodimerization activity; structural constituent of chromatin; DNA binding
Source: RefSeq, a predicted model, not a curated record